UUGACAGACAAAAAAUCCUACAUAACCUCUUGCGUACAUUUUCCUAGUACAUUAAAAUAAUUAAAAAACACUAUUUAUAAAUUACAUAAAUGGCUUCCUUAAAAGUGUAUUCAGUGGGCAGGUUAGCGAGAUACAUGACAGAAUCAUCGAUACGGAAUAUACGCACAAAUUUGUAUAGAAGUUCAGCAGCAAGAUACAGCACAGAAGAGAAGGCAGCGGAACCUGAAUCUAGUGACAAGCAGUUGCCAACAUCUGUAGAAGAGUGUCACAAGCAGAUUGAGUCAUUAACUAGUGAAGUAGGCAAGCUUAAGCAACAGCUUAGUGAUUAUGAAGACAAGUACAAGCGAGCGCUGGCAGACAGUGAGAAUGUGCGGAGACGGAUGCUGAAGCAAGUGGAGGAUGCCAAGUCAUUUGCCAUACAGAGCUUCUGCAAGGACUUACUGGAUGUAGCUGACACCCUCUCUGCAGCGGCAGAGAGUGUGCCGGAGGGCGUGGAGGGAGAGGGCGCGCCGGCCGCACUCCGUUCCCUCCGAGAUGGCCUCAAACUGACCAAGGCGCAGCUCACACAGGUGUUCAGUAGACACGGCCUCGUAGUAGUGUCGCCGCUUCGAGAAAAGUUCGAUCCCAACUUGCACGAAGCAUUAUUCCAACAGGAAGUGGAAGGUGCAGAGCCGGGCACCGUGGUGGCGGUGAGCAAGGUGGGGUACAAACUGCACGAGCGCUGUGUGCGGCCGGCCUUAGUGGGAGUCGCCAAGGGAUCCUCCUAGUGUGGACACGCCUUUAUAUCGGGAUACCGGCCUUUAUGGAUUUUACAUUACGAAAUAAGUUUCACGACAUUUAUCAUAAUAGAGCCUCGAUAGCUCAACGGUUGAGGAGCGGACUGAAUCCCGAAAGAUCGGCGGUUCAAACACCACCCGUUGCACUAUUGUCGUACCCACUCCUAGCACAAGCUUUACGCUUAAUUGGAGGGGAAUGGGCAAUAUUAGUCAGUAUAAUUAAAUUGACUAAUAUUCUUUAAAAA
Maniola jurtina (meadow brown) is the source of this 1021-nucleotide messenger RNA. It is a transcript of the gene Roe1, whose product is annotated as grpE protein homolog, mitochondrial. Gene Ontology annotation, molecular function: protein-folding chaperone binding; protein homodimerization activity; adenyl-nucleotide exchange factor activity. Gene Ontology annotation, cellular component: PAM complex, Tim23 associated import motor. Lineage: Eukaryota; Metazoa; Arthropoda; Insecta; Lepidoptera; Nymphalidae. The record is from RefSeq and is a predicted model, not a curated record. The coding region runs from base 90 to 767 and encodes 225 amino acids. Gene Ontology annotation, biological process: protein import into mitochondrial matrix; protein folding. The transcript has 6 exons.